CUAUAAAACCACAUAUAUACUAGCCUCAAUAUCUCUCACAUUACAUCAAAAAAUAUUUAUUAUUUCUUCUCUCUCAAAAAAUUGUGAAAAUGGUUCUAUCCAUGCGUUUCUUUGCUAUUUUCUUUCUUCUAGCUAUGCUUGUCAUGGCUACUGAGAUGGGACCAAUGAGAAUUGUGGAGGCAAGAAAUUGCGAAUCGUUGAGCCAUCGUUUCAAGGGACCAUGUGUGAGCGAUAAGAAUUGUGCCUCGGUCUGUGAGACCGAAAGAUUUUCCAGUGGCAAUUGCCAUGGAUUCCGUCGCCGUUGCUUUUGCACUAAGCCAUGCUAAAUGAGUAUUAAUAAUAAUAAUAAUUUGAAUUAUGAGAAAAAAAUUAUGUACUCUUGAAUAAAGUACUCUAUGAUUGUUCAAAGAUAUAUAUGUAGUGCUAGUUUUGUUUGUAAAACUAGUCGUGAUCUUUGAAUUUAUAUGCAAUUAUUGUGCACUAGACUUUUUAAUUUCUUCAUGUGGUGUA
This is a messenger RNA of Solanum verrucosum, 510 nucleotides long. RefSeq names its product defensin-like protein P322. The transcript is spliced from 2 exons. Bases 90 to 326 code for a protein of 78 amino acids. The record is from RefSeq and is a predicted model, not a curated record. NCBI's taxonomy places the organism in Eukaryota, Viridiplantae, Streptophyta, Magnoliopsida, Solanales, Solanaceae. Gene Ontology annotation, biological process: defense response.